Microthlaspi erraticum is the source of this 2094-nucleotide messenger RNA. Lineage: Eukaryota; Viridiplantae; Streptophyta; Magnoliopsida; Brassicales; Brassicaceae. The record is from the annotation of a GenBank genome assembly.
AUGUCAUUUCAUCUAAGCUCCUCUCCUUCUUCUCUUCUCCAUGAUCCUCAUCCUCUCUGCAACUUGCUCUCAGUUAAUCCCAAAUCCACUCCAAGGAGUUUCUUUUCUCCUUACAACCCCAAUUCUCCUCCCUUCCACUCCAGAAACCUUCUCCAAAUAAGCCAUGUUUCCGUACAAGAGGCGAUUCCGCAGGAAACCCAGAGCGAAAAAUCCGCACUUGACGCGAACGUGGGCUCCAAAAGCUACGUCUGGGUGAAUCCCAAGAGUCCGAGAGCUUCUCAGCUCCGUAGAAAAUCGUACGAUUCGAGGUACUCUUCUCUUAUCAAACUAGCAGAGUCUCUGGACGCGUGUGAGGCAAACGAGGCUGAUGUUUGCGACUCAAUUACUGGGUUUGGUGGUAAGCUCUUUGAGCAAGAUGCUGUUGUUACCCUCAACAACAUGAAAAACCCAGAAACCGCGCCUCUUGUGUUAAAAAUCCUCCUUGAGACGCUGAAACCGAGCCGGGAAGUGAUUCUCUUCAACGUCACCAUGAAGGUGUUCAGGAAAUGCAAGGAUCUCGAGAGUACGGAGAAGCUGUUCGACGAAAUGCUUGAGAGAGGAGUGAAACCGGACAACGCAACUUUCACUACGCUAAUCAGCUGUGCGAGGCAGUGUGCUUUGCCUAAGAGAGCCGUUGAGUGGUUUGAGAAAAUGCCUCUCUAUGGUUGUGAGCCUGAUAACGUCACUUUGGCAGCUAUGAUCGAUGCUUAUGGGCGUGCUGGUAACGUUGACAUGGCCCUGAGCUUGUAUGAUCGUGCAAGGACUGAGAAAUGGCGUAUUGACCCUGUUACGUUUUCGACUUUGAUUAGGAUUUAUGGUUACUCUGGAAACUUUGAUGGGUGUCUCAAUAUCUAUGAAGAGAUGAAGUCUCUUGGGGUGAAGCCAAAUCUGGUUAUUUACAAUAGGUUGUUAGAUUCUAUGGGGAAAGCCAAGAGGCCUUGGCAGGCUAAGAUCAUCUACAAGGAUCUUCUUAGCAAUGGCUUUGAACCCAAUUGGAAUACUUAUGCUGGUCUUAUUAGAGCCUAUGGUAGAGCCCGUUAUGGAGACGAUGCACUUGUUAUCUACCGAGAGAUGAAGGAAAAAGGUUUGGAGUUAACUGUGAUGCUUUACAAUACUCUCUUGUCCAUGUGUGCUGAUAUCGGAUUUGUGGAUGAGGCAUUUGAGAUUUUCCAAGAUAUGAAGAGUUGUGGGACUUGUGAUCCUGACAGCUGGACCUUCUCGUCGCUAAUCACUGUGUACUCUUGCAGUGGGAGGGUUUCAGAGGCUGAGGCUGCUCUGCUUCAGAUGAGAGAAGCUGGCUUUGAGCCUACUCUUUUUGUUCUUACGUCAGUUAUCCAGUGUUAUGGGAAGGCCAAGCAGGUGGAUGAUGUUGUGAGGACGUUCGAGCAAGUCUUGGAACUGGGAAUAACUCCGGACGACAGAUUCUGUGGGUGUCUUCUGAAUGUAAUGACACAGACACCGGUAGAAGAAAUCAGUAAGCUCAUUAGCUGUGUGGAGAAGGCUAAGCCGAAGCUUGGUCAUGUGGUGAAGAUGUUGGUCCAGGAGGAAAACUACGAGGCAGGAGUGUUCAAGAAGGAAGCAUCUGAGUUGAUUGAUUCCAUCGGCCCUGAUGUAAAGAAAGCAUAUUUGAAUUGCUUGAUUGAUCUCUGUGUCAAUCUCAAUAAGUUGGAAAGAGCUUGUGAGAUCCUACAACUGGGGCUAGAGUACGACAUUUACUCCGGUCUCCAAUCCAAAUCUGCUACACAAUGGUCCUUACAUCUGAAAAGUCUUUCUCUUGGGGCAGCUUUGACCGCUCUUCACGUUUGGAUAAACGACUUGUCAGAGGCUGCUCUGACAUCCGGAGAAGAGUUCCCUCCAUUGCUUGGAAUCAACACUGGACAUGGGAAACACAAAUACUCAGACAAAGGUUUGGCAGGUGUUUUUGAGUCUCACUUGAAAGAGCUAAAUGCUCCUUUCCAUGAAGCUCCGGAUAAGGUUGGCUGGUUUUUGACUACCAGUGUUGCGGCAAAGGCAUGGUUGGAGUCUAGACGUUCACCUGCAGAGGUUUCUGCGUAG